CUUUCGUUCGUAUCACUAUUGGCUGACUCUCACUAGUGGCAGUUCUACUCACUUCAGCAUGGCGGUUUGCUUAUUUGCGGUUCUCUUGUGUUUUGCGGCAGCGUCCGUGUCGGCCUCGCCUGCGAUGUCCGCCUGCAACAGGAGAGACUCUGUGGCAGCGGCGAGAUUUGCCGUCCACGUCAUCAACGACCAAAGACUGCACGGAUUUAAGUUCAUGCUGGUGGAGAUUAUGAACAGCAAAUAUCAAAAGGAUGUGUGGGGAGUUUGCCACAUUGCGUUGAAGGUGAAGCUGUUGCAGACCAAAUGUCACUUCACCUACCCCAAAUCUCACGAGCAAUGCGACCUCUUCAGACCCGAUGAAGGGGGCACGGCGGCCAUUUGCGACAUCAAGCUUUCACUCAUCAGGGGUGUGUCCACAGUCAACCGAUACAACUGCAUCACCAGACCAGAGCCCAGCAAGGAAGUGUUGGCUCAGAUUUGCCCCUCCUGCCACAUCAUGCAUUCUCUGGACGACCCGACUGCCUUGAAGGCGGCACAGGAAGCGACGCUCCGCUUCAAUCGGGAUGGCAAUCGUCGCAAUUACUUUGCCCUGAUGGAAGUGGCUAAAGUAGAGAUUGGGUACAUCUUUCACACGGGCAAAAUCACCUUGCUCCAAUUGGUCCUGGUGGAGACUGUGUGCCUCAGAGAGGACGGCAUCAGCAACCGCUACGUCAACUGUGCGCCUCGAUGCCCGGACAAAGCGACUUACUACAAUUGCUACACCGACUAUGACAAGUUCAAAGUACUGGGAGACAUCGAUUGUGACAGCUAUUCAAAAAAUCCCAAGCCCGGGCCGCCGGACGCUUGGGAGCCCACUUGUGAGCUCUUCAUCCAAAGCCCGAAAGCUUCCGCUUGCAAGGCGCAACUGAACUACCCUAACCCGGACAAGUCUGUCCACCACAUUUGUCCCUUCCCACUUAAGUGAUCAUUAAAAGAGCAAAAAAA
Messenger RNA from Corythoichthys intestinalis (scribbled pipefish), 984 nucleotides. RefSeq names its product antihemorrhagic factor cHLP-B-like. The transcript is spliced from 7 exons. Gene Ontology annotation, molecular function: endopeptidase inhibitor activity. Bases 59 to 964 code for a protein of 301 amino acids. Gene Ontology annotation, cellular component: blood microparticle; extracellular matrix; extracellular region. NCBI's taxonomy places the organism in Eukaryota, Metazoa, Chordata, Actinopteri, Syngnathiformes, Syngnathidae. Gene Ontology annotation, biological process: negative regulation of endopeptidase activity. The record is from RefSeq and is a predicted model, not a curated record.